Trichechus manatus latirostris (Florida manatee) is the source of this 2419-nucleotide messenger RNA. RefSeq names its product smoothelin like 1 (gene SMTNL1). The record is from RefSeq and is a predicted model, not a curated record. Lineage: Eukaryota; Metazoa; Chordata; Mammalia; Sirenia; Trichechidae. Gene Ontology annotation, cellular component: filamentous actin; microtubule organizing center. Gene Ontology annotation, biological process: actin cytoskeleton organization. The transcript is spliced from 8 exons. Gene Ontology annotation, molecular function: protein binding.
AUGGAGCAGAAGGAAGGGAAGACCUUGGAGGACAAGACCACCGUCUCCCCAACUGCAGAGGACCCUGGGACCCUGGGAAGUGGAGCCUCUGCAGAGGCGGGCAAAGGCACAGCUGGAAAGACUGUCCAAGAAAAUGCACCAGCUGAGGAUGGCAUCUCAGCUCAAUUCCAGGGAGAAGCAAAUGGGUUAGAUGAGGCCAAGGUGGAAUCCAAAGGGGAGGCCAAGGCUGAACUUAAAAAGGAAGACGGCGGGAAGGAAGAGACCACAGGGGCCUCUCAGGAGAAGGCUGACAGGAAAGAGGAGCCCAAAUCUGAACUCAAGGAGGCUGGGGAAAAAAAAGAGGCUAUGUUGGCCUCUGAGAAGCUGAAGGCUGAUAAGAAAGAAGCCAAGCCUGAAUCUAGGGAGAAAGCUGACGUGGAUGAUCAGGCCAAGGCUGAACCGAAGCAGGCUGCUGGCAAGGAGAAGGCCAAGGCUGAACCCAAGGAGGAGAGUGAAAAGAUGGAAGAGCCCAAGGCUGAACCCAAGGAGGAGGCUGGUGGGAAAGAGGCCAAGAUGGAAUCUCAGAAGAAGGCUGUUGUGAACGAUGAGGCUAAAGCUGAACCUCAGGAGGUUGAUGGGAAAGAGGAGGCCAAAAGGGAUGCCAAGGAGGAGGUGAGUGAGGCAGAGGAGAGGGAGGAGGCCCCAUGAAGUGGGGAAGCAGAAUCUGGGGGUGCCAAUGAAGAGCAGGACCAGUAUGUGGAGGGAGAACCAGAGGAAGGGGCAGGGGUGGUCCCCAGCUCCCCCGAGGAGUGGCCUGAGGGCCUCACAGAGGAGGGCCAUGGCCUCAGCCCUGAUGGGGUGGGCCCAGAUGUGGAAGCUUCCGGAGAGACCAGUCCUUCUGCCAGUGAGUCUUCUCCCAGUGAUGUGCCCCAGAGUCCCACGGAGCCCCCUCCCCUGGUGGAGAAAAAGAAGGAGAAGGCCCCGGAGCGCAGGGUGUCAGCCCCUACCCGGCCCCGGGGGCCCCGUGCACAGAACCGCAAAGCCAUCGUGGACAAGUUUGGCGGGGCAGCCUCAGGCCCCACGGCCCUGUUCCGGAACACAAAGGAAGCAGGGGUAGCCAUUGGCGGGGUCAAAAACAUGCUCUUGGAGUGGUGCCGGGCCAUGACAAGGAAAUACGAGCAUGUGGAUAUCCAGAACUUCUCCUCCAGCUGGAGCAGUGGCAUGGCCUUCUGCGCCCUCAUCCACAAGUUCUUCCCUGAUGCCUUCGACUACACUGCACUGGACCCCACACAGCGCCGGCACAACUUCACCCUGGCCUUCUCCACCGCUGAGAAACUGGCAGACUGUGCCCAGCUGCUGGAGGUGGAUGACAUGGUACGCCUCGUGGUGCCCGACUCCAAGUGCAUCUACACCUACAUCCAGGAGUUGUACCGCAGCCUUGUGCAGAAGGGACUGGUGAAGACCAAGAAGAAAUGAGGUGCUGACCGACCCUAAGGGCAGAGGCAGGCAGGGCGCCCAGCUGACCAGCCUGAGGCCCCGAGGCUCAGUCUGCUCUAAGCAGGGCGCAGAGUUGAGCUUGGCAAGGGCAGGUAUACCAGUCCGACCUGCAUUAAAAGUACUUUUGUAAACCCGUCUGGCCCCUCUGUGCUCUCUCCCUACCGCCCCCCCGCCCCGGGAACCUGUCUCUUCUGGGAUGAUACAUCCUGACCACAGGAGUUGGUUUCCUCAGCCACCAUCUGGUUCGAUCUUCUCAACAACUGUCCAAGGUGUUUGGAAAGAAAAUAGCCCAGUGGGUGGGAGUUGGACAGUGGGAGUCAGGCAGAUCUGGGUCCCACCACUAACCAGCUGUGUGGCCUUGGGCAAGUGGGUUAACCUCACUGAGCCUCCGUUGACAGUUCUGACAGUUCAACCUCGUGGAGGUGUUAUGAGGAUUAAAUGAGAAAACGAAAUAAUAGGCCAAAAUGGUCAAUAAGUGGUGGCCAAAACUAAACAAAACCCCCAAACCUUACAGUUCGAGCCAGCAGUGGUGCUUUUCCCAAUUCCCUUUUCCUCUUUCCACUUUCCAUACUUCUCCCAGAUCAAGGGAUUCCCAGGCAGAAGCUCAAGCAGAAGUCUCUAGAAAUCUCACCCAAACUGACCUAGCAGGGAAUGGUUCCCUUGACUUGAAUACGCGGCCACAUCUGUCUCUUGAAAGCCAGCAGCUUCCAGGAGCUUCCAACAACUGCAACCAGAAAGUUCUUCCUUCAGUUUAAAUUAAUCCCUCCAACUAUGGUGGAAGUUCUGGUUUGUGUUUUUCCAUUGCUCACUGGAGAUGAACCCGAGAUGAUUAUGAUUUCCUGCCGACAAUCCUGUCUGCUUUACCGGCCUUUUGGAGCAUGUGUGCUGAUAAGAGCAGCUUGUGGGGUAAAAAAAAAAUAUAUAUAUAGCCAGCUUUGCACAA